CCUCCGGCGACCCCGGAACGCGGCGCCGCAGAGCCGCCCUCGGCGGGCCCGUGGGUCGAGGCGCCGACUUUGCGGAGCUGACGGCGGUAAAGUUGGGUCGCCGCCGCCCCCUCCCUCCAGGCCGGGACCUCGGACGCCGCCAGCGGAAGGGCCCUCGGGGGAGCGGCCGGUGGCCGAGCCCGCCCGCCCGCCAUGGCCGCGACGCCGGGGACGCCGGCUGCCAAGUGAGGCGCAGGACCGAGGGCAGCAUGGACCCCCGGCGCGAGCCCGGCGCGCCGCGGCCCGGCCCGGGGCAGGGCGAGCACCCGCGGCGAGGCCCCGGCGCGGACGGCAGCCACAGUGAGCAAGAAGAUCGAAACAAGGUUUCUGGAGAACUCAUAACAGUUGUCCAAGAGAUGAAAAAGUACUUGCCAGCGGAGAGACGUAAUAAACCCAGCACCCUCGAUGCCCUCAACUACGCCCUGCGCUGCGUCCACAGUGUACAAGCAAACAGUGAAUUUUUCCAGAUUCUCAGUCCAUAUGGAGCAGCCCGGGCAGACAUGACUGCGUACAGUCUGGAGGAGCUGGCCACUGUGGUUUCCCAGCACACUUUCAAGAACACAGAUUCCUUUGCGGCAGUAUUUUCAUUUCUCUCUGGAAGGCUGGUGCACAUUUCUGAACAGGCAGCUUUGAUUCUGAACUGUAAGAAAGAUUUCCUGGAAUCCUCUCACUUUGUUGACCUGCUCGCUCCACAAGACGUGAAGGUGUUCUACACGCACACAGCUCGAGCUCAGCUUCCUGUCUGGAACAGCUGGACCCGAGGAGCAUCCCAGUAUGAAUAUGCCCCGGUGAAACCCUUCUUCUGCAGGAUCCGUGGAGGCCGAGACAAGGUGCAAGAGAAGCAUUACAGCCCGUUCCGGAUCCUCCCCUAUCUGGUUCAUGUACAUAGCUCUGCCCAACCCGAAUCAGAACCUUGCUGCCUCACACUGAUUGAGAAGACUCACUCUGGUUAUGAAGCUCCUCGAAUCCCAGUGGGCAAAAGAAUUUUUACCACAACACACACUCCAGGCUGUGUGUUCCUUGAAGUAGAUGAAAGAGCAGUGCCUUUGCUAGGUUACCUACCUCAGGAUCUAAUCGGGACAUCCAUCUUAACAUACUUGCACCCGGAAGACCGUCCUCUGAUGUUUGCCAUGCACCAAAAAGUCUUGAAGUACGCAGGCCAUCCUCCCUUUGAACACUCGCCCGUUCGAUUCCGCACUCAGAAUGGAGAUUACAUCAUCCUGGACUCCAGUUGGUCCAGCUUUGUGAACCCCUGGAGCCGGAAAGUAUCUUUCAUCAUUGGUCGACACAAAGUUCGAACGAGUCCACUAAAUGAGGAUGUUUUUGCUACCAGAAUAAAGCAGACAAACAGUAGUGACAAAGACAUAACAGAAUUACAAGAGCAAAUUCACAAACUUCUCUUGAAGCCAGUUCACGCGAGUGCUUCCAGUGGCUACGGAAGCCUGGGAAGCAGUGGUUCACAGGAGCAGCUUGUGAGCAUCACGUCGUCCAGCGAGUCCAGUGGGCACUGCGCUGAGGAUAUGCCGAAGGAGCCGAUGACCUUGGAGCAGGUCUAUGCCAAUGUAAAUGAAAUUAAGAAUCUGGGUCAGCAGCUCUACAUUGAGUCAAAGACCAAAUCAUCAGUCAAGCCAGGGAUGAGGAUGCGGACGGAGCUGCAGGGUGAUGAACAGAAGGCCUUUAUCUCCUCCCAGACCUUGGAAAACAAAAGCAUGCACACUGAGCCUUGUGAAGACUUGAGGAAAGAGCAGCAUAGCCCAUCCUAUCAACAGAUAAACUGCAUCGAUAGUGUCAUCAGAUACCUGAAGAGCUACAGCAUCCCCACACUGAAAAGGAAGUGUAUAUCCUGUACAAAUACAACCUCUUCAUCCUCAGAGGAGGACAGACAGAGCCACAAGGCAGACAGCGGCCAGACACCACAAGCUGCUGCGCAGAACACAGCCAUACCAACUGUGGAAAUGCCAGCCACUGGCGGAGGAGCUUGGACCGUGUCCAUGGCCGCCCUGAGCAUAGGGUCAGCCGUGAGCCCGUGCCGCAGCGGCGGCAUUGCCUGUGCCCUGCCCCUGCACCCAGCAGAGGAUGCCACCAUGAUUUGUGAGCCCUGGGCCCUGGAAGCACAGCCUGUUCCGCUGACAGCAGAGGAGAUGAGACAUGUCGGGCUCACAGCGGCUGUGCUGUCGGCCCACACACAGAAGGAAGAACAGAAUUAUGUUGACAGCUUUCGGGAGAAGAUCCUGGCGUCGCCCUAUAGCUGCUAUCUUCAGCAAGAAAGUAGAAGCAAAGCAAAAUACUCCUACGUUCAAGGAGCUUCUCCUUCCAAGCAGAACAGAUCAACUUGGAGCAAGAAAGGGAAGCACAAACGGCAGAGGCUGCCGGUGCCACUGGAUGCCAGCAGCUCCGGCCCUGGCCUCUGUCCCCAUGCCGGGGCUCUACUCCCGGGUGUGCAGCCCUGGGAGCCUCCUGCAGCCGCCUCCCCCAGCGCCUCAGGCCUUCCCAGCCCAUCUACCCUGCUGGUCCCCAGCCAACCCCCUUACCUCCUCCCAAUGUGUCCUCUCCUGGCCUUGACCUCAGUGGGAGUAGGAAGCCUCGCAGCCUGGGCGGCUGCUCCCGGAUGUCCCAUGGCCAGCAGCCUGCAGGCUCCUCCAGCAUCCCCUCCUCCCCAUGUGGAUACUUGGAUGACCAUUGUCCUCCCAAGCCCUGCUGUCUGUUCCUUGUGGCCACCAUCAUCCUCUCCGUAUCUAUUCCUGGGGGACCCAGGCUCCCCUGAAGUGCCAACCCCGAUACCAGCUCCAAAUCUGGAGCCACCUACUUACACCAGCAACCAAAGGAGAGCAGAGGAAAAGUGGGAGACACAGAGUGGAGAGCACCUACUUCUUGGUUCAAGGAGCAGCUCCCCCUUACAGUUAAACCUGCUCCAGGAGGAAAUGCCCGCAUCCUCUGAGUCUGCGCGUCCAGCGGGAAGGGGCGCCCGCCCGGAGCCCAGACGUCCCCAUACCACAAACCAGAGUGGUGACGGGAACAGCCUCCCAGCUGCUGGGGCUCCGGGCACAGCACCUCUGCGCCAGGACUCUCCACCCCGAGCCUCAGGAAGCAGUGGUAGCAGUAUGUCCUUCAUUAGCAGUGACUAUUCCUUGGAAAUCUCGAGAAAUGGGCAGCAGUCUCAGGGUGUACAGGAAAAAGCUUUGCCCAGGCCAGCCGCUGAGUCCAUCUGGAGAAUGAUAGAGCAAACGCCAGAGCGGGUGCUGAUGACGUAUCAGAUGCCGGAGAGGGUUAAGGACGUUGUGCUGAAAGAAGAUCUGGAGCGUCUGGAAAGCAUGAGGCGGCAUCAGCCCCGCUUUUCUCCUGGGCAGAAGGAGGAGCUGGCCAAGGUGCACUCUUGGAUUCAAAGCCAGAAUAUCCCUCCAGGAGUUCCUACCCCAAGCCGUGUUGCCUGUGCAAACAGAAGUUCAGCUGAGCACUCUGCAGAGCCCGUGGGCUGCAGCCAGGAGAAGACAUCAGCUGAGCGGCCGUGAAGAUGUCUCCUCGCACCCCAGCUUCUGCCUCUGUGUCUAGCAGAACCCCAGCUGGCGUGACCAGAGUCCUCAUCAACAGUCUCCUGUUCCUGACCAUUAAAACUGCCCAUUAGAAUGGCCCUCUAGCUUAGCAGCCUGCCCAAAGGAUUGGACUGCCUCUGAAGAGGUUUGUGGAUGACAGAACUUUAUUUCCUGUGUCACCCCAGACCUAAUCUAACCGGAAGUGUAGCAGAGUGAGCUCGGGAGUGAGCAGAGGAGCUGACCUCCUUUCUGUUCCAGGCUGAUCCUGAUAGAGUGAAGGCCUCUCUGCGGUGGGGAGAUGCCCUGCUGGUGUUGGCACACUCUCCCUGUUCUUUGAGGCCGCACAGCUUGGUGCUUCCCUCCAGCUCUUACACAGGACUCCACCUCCCCAGCACCCUGCAGCACCCAGUCCAUUAGUGGAGCUGAAACACUUAAGUCUUUAGGUUCAGUUUUUACCUUGAUUCCAAGAGAUGUAUUGCAUUCUGGUUUUACACCUUUCAUCGAACUUCUGAAAGUAUUUCCUUAAAAAUCUAUCGCGCUAAAAGGGGCUUAUUACUUGGAAAAUUAAAAUUAACAUCCGAUUUGUAAUCCGA
Molecule: messenger RNA, 4162 nt
Organism: Dipodomys spectabilis (banner-tailed kangaroo rat)
Lineage: Eukaryota; Metazoa; Chordata; Mammalia; Rodentia; Heteromyidae
Gene: Per3
Product: period circadian regulator 3
Exons: 21
Coding region: 249-3548 (1099 amino acids)
Biological process (GO): negative regulation of transcription by RNA polymerase II; circadian regulation of gene expression; entrainment of circadian clock by photoperiod
Cellular component (GO): nucleus; cytoplasm
Molecular function (GO): transcription cis-regulatory region binding; transcription corepressor binding
Source: RefSeq, a predicted model, not a curated record